Molecule: messenger RNA, 963 nt
Organism: Venustampulla echinocandica
Lineage: Eukaryota; Fungi; Ascomycota; Leotiomycetes; Helotiales; Pleuroascaceae
Exons: 2
Coding region: 1-963 (320 amino acids)
Source: RefSeq, a predicted model, not a curated record
AUGUCUCAAUCCGCUCUCACCGCUCUCACCCUCCCGCACAACGCUGUCUGGUUCGUGACCGGCACAUCCUCGGGCAUCGGACAUAGUCUCUUAUCCUCCAUCCUCUCCGCCCCCGGUCACCGGGUCGUUGCUCUAAGUCGUGACCCAUCAGCAAUUCCCCUCCCUUCAACCUCUACCAAGGACAACACUCUUCUCGUACCCGUCGAUCUGAAGUCCAAAGACUCCAUCAAGGCGGCUUUCGAUGCCGCCAUCAAGACAUUUGGACGCAUCGACGUCGUCGUUAAUAAUGCGGGCUAUGGACUCAUCGGCGAGCUCGAGUCUGUUUCUGUCACCGCCGGCCGAGAACUGUUUGAGAUCAAUUAUUGGGCGCCAAUUCAAAUCACGCUUGAAGCUAUCCGCAUUUUCAGAGAGGUGAAUCCUCUUUCUGGCCCAAUCGGAGGCGUGAUUGCGCAAGUCUCCUCAGCCGGGGGCUACAUCACCGCACCCGGGCAGGUGUACUACCAUUCGUCAAAAUGGGCGCUGGAAGCCGCCACCGAGUCUCUUGUUAAGGAGUUAGAUCCGGAGUGGCACAUCCGCGCUGUGAUUUUCGAGCCGGGGAGUGUAAAAACGAAGUGGAGUAAUGCGAAUAUGGUCGACGGGGGACAGCACCCGGCGUAUGUGCGCGAAGAAAGCAAGAUGUUGGGGACGGACCUAAUCCGGAAUAUGGCGGGAUGGGAGGGCAAGCUUGGGGCGGAAGCUAGGGAUGUGGCAAACCUUAUGGCUAAGGUUGUUAGAGAUGAGGAGGGGAAAUGGGGCGGAAGAAAUCUCUUGAGGCUGCCUGUUGGGGCAGACAGCUGGACACUAAUCAAGAGUGAUGUCGAGGAGGUAAGGUGCAAUUUGGAGAAGUGGAAGAAAGAGAGUGAGAGUACAAGUCCAGGGGAUGUGAAGGAGACGCUGAAGGCUCUUGGAUUGAUUCAGGAGUAG